AUGUUGUUGCGACAAGUGCCGAACCGCAACGGCUAUGAGACUUGGCGGCAGCUGGUCAACAUCUACGCACCGCGAUCGAAAGUGCGAGGACUUGCACUGCUGAAUGCCAUCAUGUCAUUUCCCCCGUUUGUGAAAAGCAAAACGACCAGGGAGCAGGUUGACGGUUUGGAUCGCCUUGCCCAGGAGUAUGAAAGGGUCUCAGGAGUGGCUGUGAAUCCAGAUAUUCUCCUCGGGACUUUACUUCGGGUUUUGCCGGCGCACUUGAGAAACCACAUUCAGCUUCAGAUGAAAAGUGACACCAGCUAUGAGCAGGUCAAGCAGUUCAUUCUGACAUAUGAAGUGACGACCAGCAAUUGGUCGGCGUCCAAAGUGCAGCAAAGCUUAGGAAUAGGCCCCUCGGGUGACCAUAGUGCCAGUGAUCCCGUACCCAUGGAUGUAGAUAGGGUCGCUAAGGGGAAACCUAAAGGCGGCAAGGGCGAUGGUCGUGGAAAGGGUGGAAAAGACAAAGGUGGAAAGGGCGGCAAGCCCAAUGGCGGGAAACCGAAUCCCGGUGGCGGUGGAGGCAAGUCUCAGAAUGCCAACCAGCCGAAAGGCGGCAAAGGAAAGGGAGGCAAAGCACAAAAGGAGACGCGAAAGUGCCAUCACUGCCAUAAGGUUGGACAUCUUGCCAAGGAUUGUUGGCUGCUGCAUGGCAAAGGCAAAGGCAAAGGCGUGCAUCAGGUUGCAGAGGUAAACCCUUCAAGUGCAGCGAGCGAGGCACCCACCAUCACGACAUCAGGUGGAGCGGCCAGCACGAGUGGAACAGUGCGGCGAGUUCAGGUGUUUGACUUGAGUGCGCCCGCUGACUGGUUCAUUGGAGGGCAUGUUCGUGCUGUCACAUGUGCCAUGCAGUCAGCUCGGAAUCCCAAGGCAGUUCAGAGCCCAGCAGGUCCCAGUGGCCAGGUUGCGAUCGGCCAGGCGUGCAGCAGCGACAUUUUGUCACCAGAAUUUCUUGAGAUUGUCCGAAUGCUGGAAGGUUCAUGUUUGAACAGUGCAGAGCCAGUGCGCGUUCUUGAGAGUAGCGAUGCAGUCAGCUCGGAAUCCCGAGGCAGUUCAGUCCCAGCAGGUCCAUUUUAUUUUGAUCAGAGCACAGUGCCACAGGUGUCCCAGGCUGCGCCAGCAGCAGAUCAGAGCACAGUGCCACAGGUGUCCCAAUUUGACAUUUCGGCCGAUGAUGAUUCAGGAUCGUGGGAGCACGGAGUUUCUGUGCAUGAGCUCAGCACUCUCAAGCGCUUGGAGCCCAACAAAGGCUUUGUGUAUGCUGUUCAGACAAUCCAAGAGUUGCCCUCAGCUGACGAUGCCCUGGAUGUGAUUUUGGAUUCAGGUGCAGACAUGAGUUGCUUGCCUCUUGAGUAUGCACAACAUGGUUUCGACCACGGGCACAUUGAUUGGUCUGGCCCGCAACCUGGAGACCCAGAUGCUGAUGAGCUUGCAGAUUACGAGCCUUCCGAAGCCGACAUGCAGGACACUUCUGCUCCACAGUUGGUGGAGGCGAUGCCAGGUGUGCCUCAGGUCCACAGGGAUGUGGAGGUGUUGCCAGAUGCCGAGGGCGUCACAGGCGAGGCGCCAGUGACAGGAAGCAGCAGUGACAUUCUUGUGUUUGAAGGCGUUGAGCUUUCCCUGCAGAGCACAUUGAGUGUGAUUCGUACGGCAUGCAAGUCGGCUGGGAUAUCAGUUUCAGGGAGCAAGCAGCGUUGCCUUGAUCGCUUGAGGGGUUACCUUGACAAGCAGCAAUUGGCCCUGAGUGCCGAAGUUGCUCAGACAGUCGGAGAUGACAGUACGCGUGAGCCGAAAGGGCAGUCCGUCACCAAGGCCCCAACAGAAGCCGAGAGGCAGUUGCAUGAGCUGACCCAUUGGCCAUUCCGGCCAUGGUGCGAUCACUGCAUGGCCAUGCGUGGUGUUGAGGACCGGCAUGAAUCACUGCCGGGGAGUGCCGAGGGCCAGGGCAAUGCAGCUAAGUUGACCGUUCUGGUUGCACAUGACACCAGCACCGGCAGUGUGCUAGGGCUUCCUGUUGCAAGCAAGGGGCGCGAGGAUCUGAAGUUCAGUGCAAUCGAGCUUACAAGGUUCGUGCAAGGCUUAGGCCACAACAGCAUUUUCCUUUGCUGUGACAAUGAGCCCUCCACGUUGGCUCUUCAAAGUCUUGUGGUCAAUGUUCGGACCAAGCUCGGGUUCAAAACCAUGAUCCGUGAUGCGCCGGUGCACUCGCAUGCAUCAAAAGGCUAUGUGGAGAAGGCCAUAGACUUGGUGAGAGGUCUCUCCAAUGUCUUGCUUGAUCAGGUGAGAGUCAAGUACAACUUGAGUGCUGAAACCAUCAGUGCAGAUCACCCUUUGAUGGCAUGGAGCUAUGUUCACGCAAGUUACAUCUUGAACAGGUUCGGAGUGAAAGGCGGAGCAACGGCAUUCGAGCGUGCCACUGGUUACCGUUUUGCAUCCAAGCUCGCCUGCUUCGGAGAACCGGGCGUCUGGCUGACACGAUCCAUCAGACGCAAUGCCAAGCCUUGGUCGGAUGAAGUGAACUUGAUUUUGGAAGGAAAGGGUUUCCCUUGGAAUUACCAGUUGGGAGUUCUUGGAGCGAAAAUUUUCCCACAGCCACGCAAUCGUGUUCCAAAGCCGGCCGAGGACGCUGAUGAGGUGUUUGAACAGCAGCAGAGUGCGCAAGUUGAUGUGUCAGGUGCCAGAGGUGAUGAGGCGCAGGCAGUUGCAUCAGGAAUGCCGAGUGUGGCGGGGAUGGCGGGGAUGCCUCCGCUUAGCAGCCAGCCACCGAACCCUGCACCAUCCUCCAGAGCCACAUUGCUUCUUGAUCGUCACGACAGAGGGAGUGCGAGUGUCCCAGGCAGUGUGCCAGCGAGUGUGAGACCUCCUCCUCCUGCGCAUGCUGCGGUGAAUGAGUCACCAAUGGAAGUCAUGGGGACCGACCCACCGACAUCCUCUGAUUCAUCUUCGUCUUCCUCUCCAGAAGCCUUGCCCACUCAGCCUGUGUUUGAUGACAGCACCAUGCUUGCUGAGGUGGUAGAAAGUGUUCGAGCAGGUGCCAGCACAGGUCGACAGGCUGAGGCAGAGCCAGAUGAGUCCCAUGCAGCAAAGUUUCAGCGGAUCGCCCGAGUAGGCCGUGAGGACUUCCCAAUCAAUGAUGAAGUUUUGGAGUCCGCCGCAGAAUGGGAAGAUGCAGCACAGUAUGUGCAGCUUGGAGAAGAUGCCGAUGCAGAGCUUGAUCCAAGCCUUACCGCUGAAGAGGCAAAGCUUCUUGAAGAUGAAGACCUUCUAUGGUUCGAGGAGAUCCCAAGCCUCAGUGACGAGGAGUUGUCAGCCUUGGAUUACGUGGCAGACACUUUUGAGGUGAAGCGACUUCUUGGAAAACAAGUCUUGGAGGAAGUCGGAGACAGCUUUGAUCUCAGUGGUUACAAGGAGCUCUCCACGAAGUUCGUGAGAACGUGGAGGCAAAAGAAACGGCAUGGGCGCAUGAUGUUCUUUCGUAGAUCACGCUUGGUUGCAAGGGAAUACAAGUGGAUGGAGCGUGACCGGGAAGGUUUGUAUGCCCCGGCGACGUCGUCGCUCACCACGAAACUUCUGCCAUGGCUGUUUUGCGAGAUGAACAGGCGUCAGGAAGGUGCAGCCACAGACGAUGAUCCCAUAGGCGUCGUGGCUCUUGACAUAAAAGAUGCUUUUCUUUGUGUCCCACAGGAGCGUCCCAUGCUGGCCAAGAUUCCGGGUUUUCCUAAAAGGAUGCGGUUCCUCAAGAUGCUGCCAGGGCAGAGAGACGGAACGGCCAGGUGGCAUUCGUUCAUCAUGGAAUACAUCCGCGAGAAGCACCAGUUGUCUGUGUGUGCUGAGUGCCCUUCCUUGUACAAGCUGAAGGAUGCGAAAGAUCGCUCCAAUCCGGGUGUGAUCCACGUCGACGACCUCUGCCUUGUUGGGUAUGUGAGGUGGAUCUUGCAGCAACUGGUUCCCAGUCUUGAAAGCACUUUUGAGCUGUCGUAUGAGGUUGCAUGCAAGCCCGGGGAUUCCUUUAAGUUUCUUAAAAGGGAGCACGUUCUUCUUGAAGAUGGUAUCUUGAUCAAGCCAUUGUCUGAUCAUGCAGUGAACAUGUGCAAUCUUCUUGAAGUGCCAUUGCACAAGAAAGUGCCGACACCGUGCACAAAGGACAUCUUGGUGCCCGACACCAGCAAGCUGCUGGACAGUGCGAAGGCUGCGCGCUUUCGCAGCGCAAUCGGGAUUGCAAUGUAUGUGUCCCAGGAUCGACCCGACGUUGCCUUCACAGUGAGGAUUCUGUCUCAGAAGCUCCGAGAGCCGACAAUGCAAACUUGGAGUUCGGGUCAGAGGUUGGCAUCGUACUUGGCGUGCACCACAGGUUACGCAAGCAAGGUGCAUGCCCGAGGUGACAAGCUUAGCAUUCUUGAGCCUUCCGAUCCUGGUGGAGCGCAUGAUGGAGUGCUGCUGGAGGUGUUCUGUGAUGCAGACUGGAGCGGCAACAAGCAGAAUCGCCGCAGCAUGAGCAGCAGCUCGUUUUUUUUGAACAGCUGCUGUGUCUAUACUUCGUGUAAGAGCCAACGCUGCGUAAGCCUCAGUUCCACUGAAAGCGAAUUUUACGCCUUGGUGUCCGCGGCCUGCGACGGCAUCUACUUGAAAAGAGUUCUUGAAUACCUGCUUGAACUACCGGUAGAUCUUUUGAUGAGGACUGAUAAUGCAAGCUGUCGCCAGAUAUCUUUGAAGCAGGGCGUAUCAAAGAUCAGGCAUCUUGAUGGAAGGUUCCUCUGGGUGCAGGAGAAGACCGCGGAUGGUACACUGAAAGUUGGCUCAGUCGACGGGCGAUGGAACCCGUCAGAUCUUGGAACCAAGGUCCCGGCAACUGGGAGUCGCUUGAGAGCAUUGCUUUGCAUGCAUGACUUCGUUGACUGUGCCGGUGAUUGCAUCCAAGAGGUAGGCCGUGGCGACUAUGAUCAGUUGGUCGAGUCGUUGCAACACUGCAAGGACACAGCCCGUGUCCGGCGAUUGAUCAACAAGUCGCUGAAGACCAAUGGUUUGAGCAACAGCAAUCUUGUUUUGAUGAUGGUGAGCUUGAUUGCAGGUGCAGAUGCAAGUGGCACGAGGCGUGAUGUGAGUGUUCAGACAGAGCCAGAGGCAAGAUGGUUCAGCGUUUGGGUGACCGGUUUGGUCAUCCUCGUGUCUCUGUUGAGUGUCAUGCUGAGCCUUGAGCGGCUGCGGGCCGAUCGCCGCAGGGACGAUGCAAGCGCGUAUAGGACCACCAGUGCCGAGCCGAGCACGUCUGUGCCAGAGUAUGGGCGUUGGAGUGUGAUCACCGCAACCCUUUGCGGUGUGCCUUCGCUUGUGUGCUUGAUGCAGCUACGCAAGUUGAGAUUCUUGCUUGUGACAGAAAGGCAUGAGACCGAUCGCUUGCAAGGAGUCAUCAAUGAAAUGGACUAUGACCGCAUGAUGUGGGCAGAGCACCAUGCACGUGAGGGUGCAUCAGCGUCAUCAUCAGGUGUACCGUUGCAAGUUGCAUCCCACAGUGGACGUGUGGGCGAUGUGCCAGUGCAUACGCCAGAGUUGCAUGUUUAUUGCACUGCAAGGCGAGGCAAAGCUUACCAUGCGAAGCGCGGAUGCACAUGCUUGAACAACGCUGAUGAGAUCCUGCGACUUGGCUUAGCAGAGGCCAAGGAACGUGGCUACCAGCCAUGUGGGCGAUGCUUCGGAGGCAAUCGCAAACAGAAAUGA
Molecule: messenger RNA, 5754 nt
Organism: Symbiodinium sp. CCMP2592
Lineage: Eukaryota; Dinophyceae; Suessiales; Symbiodiniaceae
Source: the annotation of a GenBank genome assembly